AUGGCAUCGAAUCUAGUUGAAAAGACACCCAAUGAGCUUUGUGAGGCGACAAAAAAACCCACUUUAAUUGUUGCUCGUCCAACCAUUACCGUCCGAGAAGCUUUACGAAUGAUGGCCAAUCAUAAUAUUGUAUCUCUACCAAUUUAUUCCCACCAUUCAGACAAUAUCGUUACGAUCGUCAAUAUUGUCGAUAUUCUGAAUUACAUUAUUAAAGAAGCAGUAGCUGAUGAAAAAUUGCCAUCCUCAAUAAACAGCGAAAGAGCUCGUAAUUUAGAUAGUCAAAUCGAAGCU
Molecule: messenger RNA, 291 nt
Organism: Racocetra persica
Lineage: Eukaryota; Fungi; Glomeromycota; Glomeromycetes; Diversisporales; Gigasporaceae
Source: the annotation of a GenBank genome assembly